Messenger RNA from Limanda limanda (common dab), 2448 nucleotides. It is a transcript of the gene ndor1, whose product is annotated as NADPH dependent diflavin oxidoreductase 1. The transcript is spliced from 15 exons. Bases 87 to 1853 code for a protein of 588 amino acids. The record is from RefSeq and is a predicted model, not a curated record. Gene Ontology annotation, molecular function: flavin adenine dinucleotide binding; FMN binding; NADPH-hemoprotein reductase activity. Gene Ontology annotation, cellular component: cytosol. Lineage: Eukaryota; Metazoa; Chordata; Actinopteri; Pleuronectiformes; Pleuronectidae.
AAUAAGGAAGUGAUGUGCUCGCUCAGCUGUUUAUUAUCAGACUUUAUUUAACAGCGACUCUGGAGCAGCAGCGAGGACCCGUGGCGAUGUGGACCCCCGGCCUCCUGGUCCUGUACGGGAGUCAGACCGGGACCGCCCAGGACACGGCCCAGAGGAUCCUGCGUCAGGCCCAGAGGAGGCGGCUGCAGGUCCGGCUGUUUCCUCUGGACGGCUACAACGUGGCCGACCUGAUCUCAGAGACCCUGGUGGUCUUCGUGUGUUCCACCUGCGGACAAGGAGAAGCUCCAGACAACAUGAAGAACUUCUGGAGGUUCCUCUUUAAGAAGUCUCUACCCGUGGGGUCCCUCAGCCGGCUGGACUGUGGCGUGCUGGGCCUCGGGGACUCGUCCUAUCCCAAGUUCAACUUCGUGGCGAAGAAGCUUCAGAAGCGUCUGGCGCAGCUCGGCGCCCGCGUGCUGCUUCCUGUCGGGCUGGUGGACGACCAACACGACCUGGGGCCGGACGCCGUGGUCGACCCGUGGCUCGCCUCCUUCUGGGAGGAGGUGCUGCUCCUCUAUCCGUCUGUGGCCGACCUGGCUCCACUGAGAGAAGAUGAACCACUCCCCCCAACAUACGUGUUCCACUUCCUGGAUGAUGUGAAGGAGGAGGCGGAGCCCAGGCUGAGGAGCCCGGAGCAGACUCAGGCCUUCGCUGCCAGGCUGGUGUCCAACAGGAGGGUCUCGCACGUGUCCCACUUCCAGGAAGUGAGGCUCAUAGAGUUUGACAUCACUGGAUCCAACUUCCUGUUCGGAGCCGGGGACGUGGUGAGCAUGCGUCCCUGCAACGCACCGGAGGACGUCCGACAGUUCUGCCAGCUGCUGAGAUUAGAUCCAGACGCCGGCUUCACGCUGAGCGCCACGGGCAGCGCCGCAGUUCCAGCCGGACUUCCUCAGCCGUGCACCGUGCGCCACCUGGUGGAGAGCUACCUGGACAUCGGCGCUGUGCCUCGCCGCUCCUUCUUCGAGCUGCUGUCCACGUUCUCCACCAACGAGCUGGAGCGGGAGAAGCUGCUGGAGUUCAGCUCGGCUGCAGGUCAGGCCGAGCUGCACAGCUACUGCAACCAGCUGCGCCGCACGGCGCUGGAGGUUUUGGCGGAUUUCCCAAACACGACCGCCGAGCUCAAGGUGGAUUAUCUCCUGGACCUUCUCCCUGAGAUCCAGCCUCGGUCCUUCUCCAUCGCCUCCUCGCUGCAGGUUCAUCCCAACCGGCUCCAGAUCCUCGUCGCUGUUGUUCGCUACAAAACCAAGUUGAUUAAACCACGAAGAGGCCUCUGCUCCAGCUGGUUGUCCUCGCUGGACCCGGAUCAAGGGGCCGUGCGGGUUCCUCUGUGGGUGAAGAGGGGAAGUCUGAAGUUCCCCGAGGAGCAGGACACGCCCGUGGUCAUGGUCGGCCCCGGGACCGGAGUGGCUCCGUUCAGGGCGGCGCUACAAGAGAGGAGCGCCGAGGGAAAGAGCGCCAACGUCCUGUUCUUCGGCUGUCGCUCCCGGUCCAAGGACUUCUACUUCAGGUCGGAGUGGGAGGAGCUGACGGAGGCCGGACAUCUGACCCUCUUCACGGCCUUCUCACGAGACCAGGAGGAGAAGGUCUACGUCCAGCACCGAGUGACGGAGAACGCCAAGCUGCUCUGGGAUCUGCUCGUCAACCAACGUGGCUGCUUCUACAUCGCUGGAAAUGCUAAACAGAUGCCGGCCAGCGUGAGCGACGCCUUGAAAGGUGCGUUCCAGCAGGAAGGGGGCGUGUCCUCAGAGGAAGCCGAGCAAAUGCUGGUGGCCAUGGAGCGGGCGGGGCGACUUCAGAGCGAGACGUGGUCCUGAUCACCACGUGACCUUUGACCCGGAACCAAGGCCCGUGGGUUCACCAGCUGGGUGGAACAGUGAAGGUCGGUCACAUGGUUCCAGCUUCUUCUGAGCUCAGAAGAACCGAGCUGCUGCUGGAACAUCAGGAACCGACCGAGACGCUGAAGUGAGAGGAAAGAGACGGAGCAGAAAACCCUGAAGAGGAGAAGACUCCUCCCCCUUCUGUCACACACUCAUAGAUAUCAGUCGCAUCAUUUUCAUCAAGAUCCAUGAAUUAUUCUGAGAGAGAAACGUCUUCUCCUCCUUCAUGAAAUCAAAGUGGAUCUUUGAGUAAAUGAUGAAAAAGUCAAUUUGAAAUGUUUGUUUUCACAUUGAGGCUGAAAAUGAAUCAAGUCAUUUUUUUUUACUUUAUUCAAUCAAAUGUUUUUUGGCGGGAAUGGCUCCAUUAAACUUUUACACUUGUAUUAUUUGACUGUUGAAGUUAAACUUUAUCUUCAUUAAAUCUUAAAACUGAAAUCCUCUGAUUCAUUUCUCUGUGACAUUUUAAAACAUGAGAUGAACGUUUUGUCCCAAGAUGAAAACUUGAUGAUGCAGCUUCAGGAGAAGAACCACA